Leptosia nina is the source of this 978-nucleotide messenger RNA. The record is from the annotation of a GenBank genome assembly. Lineage: Eukaryota; Metazoa; Arthropoda; Insecta; Lepidoptera; Pieridae.
AUGUCACGAACGAACGAAAUCCCAAACGAAAUCAAAUCAUCAGCGUUGGAACUGAUCGGCGAUACUCCACUGGUCGCUUUGGACAGAUUGUAUCCAGGUCCAGGGCGUAUUCUUGCAAAAUGCGAGUUCAUGAACCCUGGUGGUUCGAUAAAAUGCCGUUCAUCAUUGCACAUGAUACAGAAGGCGCGGGAAAGGGGCGAGCUGAACCCAGGAGAACCCGUCCUGGAAGUAACUUCAGGUAAUCAGGGGUGCGGUCUUGCUGUCGUCUGCUCAGUACUUGGCCACCCCCUAACCUUGACCAUGUCUAAAGGGAACAGCCUACAGCGAGCCAUUCACAUGGAAGCCCUCGGAGCUAAGUGCAUUCGAGUUCCGCAAGUUGAAGGCACAUACGGAAACGUAACCAACGCAGACGUGAUGCAAGCAUUGGAAAAGGGGGAGGCCCUGGAGAAGGAGACUGGGGCGUUCUUCGUCAAACAGUUCUGCAACCCGGAUAACAUUGAAGCUCAUUAUAAAACCACCGGUCCGGAGAUCUGGAGACAGUCUGGACACAAAGUUGACGGAUUUGUCGCUGCUGUGGGUACAGCUGGAACGUUUGUGGGGGUGUCGAAGUUUUUAAAAGAGCAGACAUCAGUGUAUUGUGUGUCAGUGGAACCUGAGGGUUCGGAACCGUUGAAGGGCUGCCCUAUAGCAAAACCUCAACAUUUACUCCAAGGCUCGAGUUACGGAGUCAUUCCUGAUCUAUUUGAUUUCAACCUGAUGGAUGAAACGAUCUCAGUAACUGAUGAAGAAGCUGAAGAGUACAGAGACUUAAUUGGGAGGAAGGAAGGGCUAUACGUGGGCUAUACGAGUGGGGCGAAUGUGUGCGCGGCCGUUAAGUUGCUCAAAUCAGGAAAAUUACCUAAAGACGCGUGGGUAGUAACAAUCCUCUUCGACACAGGUUUGAAGUACACUCCCGUACCAGAGGAUUUAGCUAAAUAA